This is a messenger RNA of Cydia pomonella (codling moth), 594 nucleotides long. RefSeq lists its product as uncharacterized. The transcript has a single exon. Gene Ontology annotation, molecular function: nucleic acid binding. The record is from RefSeq and is a predicted model, not a curated record. NCBI's taxonomy places the organism in Eukaryota, Metazoa, Arthropoda, Insecta, Lepidoptera, Tortricidae. The coding region runs from base 1 to 594 and encodes 197 amino acids.
AUGGUCGAGAGGCUGCACCGGCAGCUCAAGGCUGCAAUAGCAUGCCACACCAGCACGCACUGGAGCGAGGCACUUCCCUUGGUUCUUCUGGGCAUCCGCAGCGCCUGGAAGGAGGACUUACAGGCAUCAGCAGCUGAACUUGUCUACGGUGAACCACUCCGUUUGCCUGGGCAGUUCUUCACGCCAUCCAAGGAGCCGGUAGACGUCACUGACUUCGCGGGUCGAUUACGAAGCUACAUGAGCAAGCUAGCUCCUCAACCGACAGCUUGGCACUCCAACCGUCUGUUUUACCUACCCAAGGAUCUCCAGACAAGCAGCCACGUGUUCUUGCGUCAAGGGCCAGCACGUCGUCCUCUUCAGCCUGCCUACACCGGUCCUCACAGGGUCAUAAAACGUCGCGACAAGACGUACGACAUAGAUGUGUCAGGAAAAGAGGUCACGGUGACACUCGACAGACUGAAGCCAGCCUACGUCAUGAGGGAAGAGGUUCCAGCAGUUCCAGCACCAAUCCAGGACACCGUCAUCCCACCUGCUCCAGAGAAAAAGACGAAGAGCGGACGAGUGGUCAGAUUUCCCGACUACUAUCGACCGUAG